AUGGCGCCGUUAUCUACCACCAAGGAAGUUCCUAUGUCCGAAAAGCAAACCUCGCAGUAUGUCCGCAGUCAAGAAUAUACAUCCGGAAAGAUCCAACCCACUUUAUCGGCAUCCACUCUGCUAUGCUUCGGCGACGGCGGGCCAGACACGGAGCAGAGCAUCGAAAUUACCUCUCAUGAUUUCAAAGAAGGCGACUUUGUCUGCCCUGGCUUCUUCGAAAUGGUAAACCCAGAUUGCUUCGUCCACAGGUUUCUCACUCAGGACUGGAAUUAUCAAAUGAGGAGAGUAGCUCAACCGAUCUUGCCCUUUCUCUAUCUGGGUCCAAUGGCGUGCCUGCGGGAUAGGGAAUACCUCCAAAGAGAAGGGUUUACACUGCUCCUGGCAAUUCGAAACCAGCGGUCGGCCCAAGCACGCCUCGUAUCCGGUGACAAGGCAGCUUCAGAACUGGGUAUCGAGGCCGAUUCCGUCGAUGUUUCCGGCAACCAAGAGCUGAUUACCGCGUUCCCUCGUGCAAUUCGACGUAUCAAUGAUCACAUUGCUAGUCAGGGCCGGGGCAAAUUCGGAUCUCCUAUCCAGAGGAAGGUUCUGGUGUUUUGUGAGUCUGGCAACGAGCGCUCAGCUGCAGUAUUGAUAACGUAUAUGAUGGUCAUGUUCAAUUUGGAUGCAAUGGCUGCGCUUAAGACCCUGCAAAACCGGCGCUUCUGUGUCAGUAUCGAGGAUGAUUUGAGUCAGCUGCUGAUGAGCUUCGAGUCGAUUCUUGAGGCUAAGAGGGACGUGGAAAGAGUUAGGCGUGUAUCCAUUGCGGAAUCAGAUAUUGCCCCUCCUCCGGUGUCGGCCCCAAAGAAAAGGAAUUUUGAUUCUCACGUCGAUGAAGCAAUGGAAGACCAUGUCAUGGAUGUGGAUAGGAACCAAGAGUGGGAUGCUAGGAAGCCGAUGGCUCCAUUCCAGGACCGCGUAUAG
Molecule: messenger RNA, 960 nt
Organism: Aspergillus ruber CBS 135680
Lineage: Eukaryota; Fungi; Ascomycota; Eurotiomycetes; Eurotiales; Aspergillaceae
Product: dual specificity protein phosphatase family protein
Exons: 1
Coding region: 1-960 (319 amino acids)
Biological process (GO): negative regulation of SCF-dependent proteasomal ubiquitin-dependent catabolic process; negative regulation of protein binding; protein dephosphorylation
Cellular component (GO): cytoplasm; nucleoplasm
Molecular function (GO): protein tyrosine/serine/threonine phosphatase activity; F-box domain binding
Source: RefSeq, a predicted model, not a curated record